Molecule: messenger RNA, 954 nt
Organism: Cetraspora pellucida
Lineage: Eukaryota; Fungi; Glomeromycota; Glomeromycetes; Diversisporales; Gigasporaceae
Source: the annotation of a GenBank genome assembly
AUGUCUCCACCCGGAAAACAGUCAGAAUCAGGUUUAGCUCGUUUAUUAGGUUCAGGGACUUCAGGGUUACUCGAACUACUUGUAUUUCACCCUGUUGAUACUGUGGCCAAACGGUUAAUGACAAAUUCUACAAAAAUAUUUGUUCCUGGUACGCCUUUAUCUCAAGGAUUUAAUAAUUUAGACAAAGUUAUAUUUAAGGGUGAUCAUUCUUCUAGCGCUUUACGAAAAUAUGCGGCAUUAUUUCCCGGUUUAGGGUAUGCCGGAGGGUAUAAGAUUCUUCAACGAAUUUACAAAUAUGGUGGACAGCCUUAUGUAAAAGAUUAUCUUAAUAAACAUCAUAAAGAUUUUUUUAAUCAAACUUUUGGCGAAAAAAGUUCUAAAACAAUAAUACAUGCAACGGCUGGAAGUGCAAUCGGCGUUGGCGAAGUAGCACUCCUUCCAUUAGAUGUUUUAAAAAUUAAACGUCAAACAAAUCCAGAAACUUUAAAGGGACGUAAUAUUUUUCAAAUUUUCUGGGAAGAACGUCAUCGCCUUUAUAGGGGAGGUCUUUGGACAGCAGCUCGUAAUGCACCUGGCAGCUUUGCAUUGUUUGGUGGUUCGGCCUUUGUCAAAGAAUACAUAUUUAAUCUUAAGGAUUUUUCCAAAGCUACAUUUUUUCAAAACUUUUGCGCCUCAAUAGGCGGUGCUAUGGCUUCUAUCAGUAUAGCUCAACCGCUUGAUGUUGUCAAAACCCGUAUUCAAAAUAGACCAUUUGAAUCACCUGAAAGCGGUGUACAAAUAGUCCGUAGUAUGAUUAGACAAGAAGGUUUUCAUGCCUUUUUCAAAGGAAUUACACCAAAAUUAAUGGUAGUUGGGCCCAAAUUAGUAUUUUCAUUCACUGUGGCACAGCAAUUAAUUCCAUUAUUAGAUAAUUUCUUGAUGGGAAAAGGUAUUGGUAAUCCUAAUACUAUCUAG